Messenger RNA from Anarrhichthys ocellatus (wolf-eel), 3982 nucleotides. Its product is annotated as pre-mRNA-splicing factor PRP46. The transcript has 13 exons. Gene Ontology annotation, molecular function: protein binding. Lineage: Eukaryota; Metazoa; Chordata; Actinopteri; Perciformes; Anarhichadidae. The coding region runs from base 1976 to 3613 and encodes 545 amino acids. The record is from RefSeq and is a predicted model, not a curated record.
GGACGGGCGGAGAGGCGGCAGCAGAGUCAUGCAAAUCUACCAAAAAACACGAGCGACUGCACGGAGAACACUGGCGUUUACCGGCAACGACGACUCCGUCUUCCUCCCCGGAACUCCCCGUAGCUCGGGAACAAUUUGGACACGGUUUCUAAAUGUGUCCAAAUCCCUGUGACCCAGUCAAGUUUUUUUUUAUCGCCUCUUCAGGGUGUUUUUUUUUUUUUUUUUUUUUUUUUUCUGUCGGUUUUUUUUCCCUCCGGUAAAGCAGCUGCCUCGUCUACAGCUUCACUUCCUCCGGAUAAAGUCGUCAGACAAAAGGAGUAUCUGUGGUUACGUCACUUCCGGUAUCGUUCACUGAGUGGCAGUUAAUGUAAAUAAAAGUAUCUAAAAAUGUAUCAUCUACUACUAGUUGAUUGACAUCCUUACUGCAGCAGUGAAAUGGUGAUCGUACAUGGAUUUCAACCCACAUCCGUUUGUGGUUGAUUGUGUUUACUUUAUUUUAUUUUAGCUUCAAGUUCUGAGGGGGAAGCAGACAGCUAUGCUGCGUUCACGUGCUGUCGGAAGUAAUAGAGUGGCAUAAGUGUCAGGGUCAUAAGAAACUUUUUAUUGCCUACAUUUUUAAAUAUCUAAAUAUUCCUAUUAACAAAUUGCACGGCUAAACCACCUUCCCCUCAGUUAAGUAAAUUCAACUUCUAUUAAUUUCUUUUGAGUUUAUAAUGUGUGCUCUGAAAUGACUAAUUCAAUCAAAUGCAUAAUUAUCAACCUUAAUUCUAUAAAUCCUUGUACUCCUCACACUAUUACUGGGUUACCUGGGGGAGCUGACAGGCCCGUGGUCAAAGGAAUGAUUUUUACAUUUUAUGCCCUGAAGGUCUGGGGCCCCCGGGGCCCAUCCAGCCUUGAGUCUGAGGGAUCAGGGAGCACUAAGACGGAGCCAGUGAGACAUUUUCAACCAUUAUGGCUUGUGAUACUUUACAGCAUUGAUACGUGUGACUGAAGCUGCAACGGUUAGUCAAUCAAUUGAUUGACAAAACAUGAAUUAACAGUAAUGGAUUAAAUCAUUUAUAAUUUAAACACUUUUUCACACAUAAAUCCAGCUUCUCAAAUGCAACCAUUUGUUGAUUUUCCUCUAUAUUGGAGUAAAUGGAAUAUCGCUCCAAAAUCUCCAAAUCUGCACCAUAAAGUAGUAUCAUAUAAUGUAAUACAUUCAACUACAUUCUACUGCAUUCACUUUUGCACAGAUUUGAUUUUUAGAGGAUGCCUUCUUGACAAUCAAUUGUAAAAAUAGCCAAUAUAAGCUGAAUCACAUUUUUCUAAUGAAUUGAAUUGUAUGUGUACACUUGGUGAUGUUUAGUCGUCAAACAUAUGUACAUUUGUUUUUAUAUAUUAAAACAUUGAAGUAUGAAUGGCUUUCCUAGGACAUGUUUUCUCCUCAUCUCCUGCUUAAUCUCCAAAAUAAAACAAACGUUAUUCCUUUGUAUGUUUUCUUUCUUUUCUUCAUUUUUAAUGUUAUUUACGAGGUGGAGUCUCGAAAAUAUGGGCUGAUAGAUUAGCACUUGAAGGCAGCACAGUGUUACUUCCUCCAGUUGACACACAGAGUGACUUUUAGUCAGUUAGACUUUUGUUUUGAACUCCACGCAACAUAUAAAAACUCACGUCUGCUUUAAGGGAGAUCACGACAACGUUAAAUGUACUUUAUUGUUAUAUUUAUGUGUUACCGUUUUUCAACGCAGUACUUCAUCUGUCCACACAGUGUCGCUGUAAGGGUAAGGACAGUGAAACACGCCGUCUGUAUCAUCAACAUCCGGGGACACGUCUCCUCAAACACACACUGCCGAGCCGUCUGAUGCAUCUUUAUUUAUUUAAACCUAUCCAGACUUUGCUUUAAAGGCCAAUGUUGCGUCUUUGACACUUUCUGACAACCCUGUGAGUCAGCCAGGCAGUUUAAAGUUAACUCGCAGCGCUUCGCCCCGAGCUCCAGAUGGGGGAGGUGAGGAAGCUGCAGAAGAAGUUGAGACAGAUUGGAAAUCUGGAAAUAAAAAUCAGUCAAACCCCAGAGGAGCGAUUCAAGAUCUCCAGGAAGGCGGAGCUGCGUUCCAGAUUGGCUGAGCUUCAGCUGCAGCUUUCUGGCCCGCAGCAAACUCUUGGGAUUGUAGGAGACGGAAAAAAGGAGAAGAUGAAAAGACAAGUGGAGGAUGCCCCCGAGGCCCUUCCAUCACAAACGCCUCCAGCCUCCAAGAUCCUGAAGGGAGAAGAGCAGUCCAAAGCUCAGGCAACGCCAGCGCCGGCUGCCAGGCAGAAGGAAGCAGGAAGGGGAGCAGAGAUAGGCAGGCAGCAGGAAAGGACAGAGCCGGCCAAGGUGUCAGAUCACUGCCGAGACGUGUCAGGAGGCGGCUCUGACACGGACCAACUGCAGCGGGAAGAAGCUGCAUUUGCAUCCCUCAAAUCGUCUUGGGAGAAGGCGAAGUUUCGCUUGAGGCGGCUGGAGGGUCACAAUGACAUAGUCACCUGUGUGGUUGCUGUUGACAACCUGGUGGUUUCUGGAAGCCGAGACACAACGGUGAAGGUGUGGCACGUUCCCACAGCAACGGAGCAGAAGAACCUGGGGGGUCACACUGGUGGAGUCACCUGUCUGUCUGCGCCUCCCCCUGAGUACUGCAAGAGGCUGGCCCGGUCCCUGUCUUUGUCCGACAACGAGAGGUUUAUUUUGAGUGGCUCGGCAGACUGCAAUGUGAAGAUCUGGGCCCUGAGCAUUGGGCAGUGUGUCAAGUCUAUCUACACGUUCAACGCUGUGACUGCACUCUGCUUUGUGCCAGAGGAAUACGGCUACAUUAUCACCGGAUCAGACGGGGGGAAAGUUCAAGCCUGGAGCUGGCACACUUUCGAAAACUGCCAGUCAAUCAACGCUCACCAGGAAGCAGUCACCUCCAUCCAGACUCAGGGUCCAAUGGUGUUCAGCGGCGCGGCCGAGGGAGGGGUGUCAGUGUGGGAGAACCGGUGUUCGGAUCGAGACCCCCUGAGGCUGCUGCACCACUGGGGCGAAGAGGUGACCGGCUGUGGAGGGGGGUCGGGCGGGCGUCUGACACUCAGCCCGCGGGGAGACAAAUCGUUCCUGGCUUACGGUCGAGCCUGGCUCAAGAUCCUGCACUGGAGGACCGGAACCAUGUCCAGACUGACCAAUCACAACAGCAUCACCGGGAUAACAGAUUGUGUCCACCAGACAGGAGGCCUCCUAAUUGGCUCCUGCUAUGAUGUAGCGAAUGGAGAGAGCUCGCUUAACUUGUUCUCUCUGCCUCAGUGUCGGUACCUGGCCUCUCUGACCUGGCCCGAUGCUCCCAGAAUCCUCUGCUUCGCGGCGUGGACCACAGGGAGCGGAGGCCACCGCUGGGUCACUGGAGGGCGCGACCUCAUCGUAUGGGAGCAGCUCCCCAGUUCUGGGAAGCAAAGGGGUGAUGUCACAGCGAAGAGAGACAGUCGGUUGGAGUCGUGUUUGCUGGAGUCGGAGGGGGACACAGAGGAUGACGAGGAGACUGAUGAUUACGAGGACGACGAUGACGACGAUGAAGCAAAAGAGGAGGAUGGAGGGUCCGGCUCGUGGUUUCGCUGCGUUCUCCAGUGAGUGCCGGUUUCUCAAUGCUGAGGACACCACGGCCUGGAGCCAUGAAGAGGAAAUGAGAGGGUGGGAGCAUAGUGACAGUGAAGGAGGGUGCAGGGGAAUGAAGUGUGACAGACUGAGUGUCGCUGUUGGAGGGAGGGGGGGGGGGCGUAUGGAUGCAGACUACGAGAGUGUGUGUGUUGAGUGAUAGGCAGAUUGUUUUCUAUGUAAAUAUUAUUUCCACACAAUAAAGCUGUCACCUUGUGACUCUCACCUACAAAUUUGCAUCACUUGUUGUCUCUUUUUUUAUUUCAAUCUGACCCUGCCUCUUCUUCAAACACCAGUUUGUCACCCGGCUCUGCCGGCGCAGCCCUGUGUAAAUGAAUGUAAAUC